Messenger RNA from Phascolarctos cinereus (koala), 1325 nucleotides. It is a transcript of the gene IL12A, whose product is annotated as interleukin 12A. Gene Ontology annotation, biological process: immune response. The record is from RefSeq and is a predicted model, not a curated record. Gene Ontology annotation, molecular function: interleukin-12 receptor binding; growth factor activity. Gene Ontology annotation, cellular component: extracellular region. Lineage: Eukaryota; Metazoa; Chordata; Mammalia; Diprotodontia; Phascolarctidae.
AGAGAGUCCGGCUCCGCCGGUUCUACGUGAGACCGAGAGGCUGAUGUAGAGAAAGACGGAGCUUAGGAGAGACAGACAGAAAGAAAGAAAGAAGGGGGAGGGGGACGAGAAGAGUCCGGGGCCCCAGGGGAUCCGGGAAAGUCCAGUAGGUUGUUAUAAAAGGGGACGCCCCCUGUCCACCUUCAACCCAGCUCCCACCUGCGCUGCAGCUCCCAGCCCAGCCCAGCUCCGCCAGUCACCGUUGCGCUCCCGUCAUGGAGUCACGCCGCCACGCUAGCCUCCGAUAUAUCUUCCUCAUUGCCACACUUAUUGGCCUUAGCCAAGUCAACUGGGCCAAAAGCCUUCCUGUGACACAGCCUGAACCCAGCAUGCCCCAGUGUCUCAGAGGCUCCAAGAACCUGUUGGAGGCUGUAAGCAACACUCUUCAAAAGGCAAGACAAAAACUUGAACUGUACUCUUGUUCCUUGCAAGAAAUUGAUCAUGAAGAUAUCACUGAAGUCAGAACCAGCACAGUGAGGGACUGCAUACCACCAGAAUUAACCAAGAAUGGAAGCUGCCUGGUUUCCAGAAAGACACUUUGUGUUAAGCACUGUUGCCUUAAAAGCAUCUAUGAGGACCUGGAGAUCUAUAAGGCUGAGUUUAAUGUGAUCAAGGAAACUCUUGCAAAGGACCCUACAAGACAGAUUUCUCUGGACCAAAAUAUGUUGGCUGCUAUUGAUGAGAUGAUGCAGGCCCUGAAUUUCAACAGUGAGAAUGCGCCACUGGUCUCUUCACCCAAAGAACCUGACUUUUACAAGACUAAGGUCAAGCUCUGCAUCCUCCUUCACGCUUUCAGAAUCCGGGCCGUGACCAUCAAUAGAAUGAUGAGCUUCCUGACCGCUUCUUCGUGAAGGGCUCCUCACCCGAUGACUUUAGAUCUUCGGGAUAACAGUAAAGCCUGGAUCUCAAAGAUUGUCACCAUCAGGGACAUUCCUUUGAAAUGUCUCUAAGAUAGUGACCAAUAGCGAUUUUUAUUGGAGUGGGUUGGGGAACUAGGGAAGGGCUGGGUUUGACUGGGGUCUAUUUAAUAUUGCUUAAAUUAUUCUAUUUAUAUUGCCUUUGUUUACAUUCUCCAUAGCAUGGUCCGUGAAGGACGUGGUUGUUCUCGAUAUGAACCAUUCAUUGGAUCAAUGUACUUCACUAAGUUUACAAUGGAUGGAAUUAUCUUGGUUUUCUUGACCAAAAUUACCAGUGACUAUGAAUGUUCUGACCAAUCAUCUUACUCUUUCUCUCACUUUGAUAGAAAAAAAAGUAUAUAUAAGCUAUUUCUGUACCUAAAUGUUAUC